AAGGAAGAUAAGAAGAAGAGACGAAGGAUAGGAAGGAAGGAAGGAAGAGAGAGAAAAACAAAAGAAGACAAAAAAAAAGAAAGAAAAAGAAGGAAGUAAAGAAAAAGGCAUCUUUGUACCUCGUCGAGGCAUGCCGAGGAUCCGUACGAGGACCACCAUCGAGGAUCGCGCGUAAAAGCUCGACAGGAAACGAGAGAGAGAGGGUAGACGCGCUCGAAGAGCCAGGAGAGGACACGAUGCCAAGAAGUCAUAGUUCAUUUCCAAGAGUCGAAGCACUGUUGCUGCUAAGUCUCGCCAUGCUCCUCGUUCAACUCGACAUCUGUUGGUGUACGCUAUCCCAUAGAAGCAGACAUCAUGCUGAAUUAUCACACGAGGAGGUGAAAAAUUUUCGACAGGACGAACAACAUUAUCCAAGAGCGGAGGCAUUUAGUUCGAAUCCUAACGAUGAUCCAUUGAUCGUACAAACCAGAAAAGGCAAGGUCAAAGGAAAGACAUUAACGGCAACGACUGGAAAGGAGGUCGAUGCUUGGUUAGGCAUACCUUAUGCGCAAAAACCUUUGGGACCAUUAAGAUUUCGACAUCCAAGACCGGCCGAACGUUGGAACGGUGUUCUCAAUACGACAACUUUGCCAAACAGUUGCGUCCAAAUUCUCGACACGGUGUUUGGGGAUUUUUCAGGUGCCACCAUGUGGAAUCCAAACACACCGUUGAGCGAAGACUGUCUUUACGUUAACGUGGUAGCACCACGUCCAAGGCCUACUAACGCCGCUGUCAUGGUAUGGAUAUUUGGAGGUGGUUUCUAUUCCGGCACAGCUACGUUGGACGUUUACGAUCACAAAACGUUGGUCUCCGAGGAGAAUAUUAUUCUCGUAUCGAUGCAAUAUAGACUCGCGAGUUUAGGUUUCCUGUAUUUCGGGACAUCAGACGUACCAGGUAAUGCCGGUCUCUUUGAUCAAAUAAUGGCACUCCAAUGGAUACGUGACAAUAUCGGUGCAUUCGGUGGUAAUCCCGACAACAUAACGCUAUUUGGAGAAAGUGCAGGAGCCGUGUCCGUUUCGAUGCACCUUCUUUCGCCGUUGUCCAGGCACCUCUUCAAUCAGGCGAUAAUGCAAUCGGGUUCAGCGACAGCCCCCUGGGCUAUAAUCUCACGAGAGGAAUCGAUAGUACGAGGUAUCAGGUUAGCGGAAGCCGUUGGUUGUCCACACGAUCGGAAUAACUUGCAAGAGGUAAUCGAUUGCCUGAUCGUUAAGGAUUCAAAAGAUUUGGUUGAAAGCGAAUGGGGUACAUUGGGCAUAUGCGAAUUUCCAUUUGUACCUGUUAUCGACGGGACGUUUCUUGAUGAAACCCCACAACGUUCAUUGGCCAGUUCCUCAUUUAAAAAGGCCAAUAUCCUAAUGGGCUCUAACACCGAGGAAGGGAUUUACUUUAUCAUAUAUUAUCUUACCGAAUUAUUUCGAAUCGAUGGUACCGAGGAUGUUAAAGUUACUAGAGAACAAUUUGUCAACGCCGUCUCGGAAUUGAAUCCUUACGUUAAUCAAAUAGGACGUAAUGCUAUUAUAUACGAAUAUACGGAUUGGCUUCAUCCAGAGGAUCCCGACAUCAAUCGGGAUGCCAUUGAUAAGCUCGUAGGCGAUUAUCAAUUCACCUGCAACGUCAAUGAAUUUGCCGGCCGAUAUGCCGACACUGACAAUACCGUCUACAUGUACUACUACAAGCACAGAUCAGCGAACAAUCCUUGGCCAAAAUGGACUGGAGUAAUGCACGCCGACGAAAUUAAUUAUAUAUUCGGGGAACCAUUAGACACUACGAAAGGAUACACGCAAGAGGAGAUCUUACUUUCUAAAAGGAUGAUGAAGUACUGGGCCAAUUUUGCAAAAUCCGGAGAUCCAAACAUUGGUGAUUCGACCUCGUGGACGCUUCCUCAUUGGCCGACUCACACUGCCGUUAAGAAGGAAUAUCUCACUCUCGAUACAAACAAUUCCGAUGUUGGUUACGGAAUCAGAACGAGACAGUGCGCCUUUUGGAAAAGAUAUCUUCCACAAUUACUCGCGGAUACGUCGAAACUCGAGAUGCCACCGAAGGAUUGCAGCAGUGCCAGAGGGAAUCAUGAUCUUGGGAUGAAUGGUAUAAUAUUACAUUCCCACCUCAUUUUGGUAUUUGGUUUAACCCUUGGAACGAUUGCAUUAAUGCGAAUGAGGACGACGUUAGAACUUUCUGGUACCUACGAAGGAGCUCCUCGUCUAACGCACGUCGCACGAGCCGUCCUCACUCCUAUGGGAACUCCAAGUCGUUGAUCCAACAACUAAUAACAAUAACAACAACAAUAACAACAACAGCAAGAAGAAGUAGUCGAAUGGUAGUCGAGAAACGAGUACAUAAUAUAUAUAUAUCGAAAGAGAUCGAGCAAAUAAUCGUUGAAAUAAAACAAAACAAAACAAAACAAAAAAAAAAUAUAUAUAUAUAUAUAUACAUAUACCAAUGAUUCUGGUACGAUGAGGCAGGUAGCCGAGUUGACGUUGAUGAAAGAAAAAGGAGAAAAAAAAACGAGUAAAAAAAGAAACAAAACAAAAAAAAAAUGAUUAAAAAAAAAGGACAAAAAAACAAACAAAAAGAAAAGAAAAAGACAAAAAAAAGAAGAAGAAGAAGAAGAAGAAGAAGAAAUAGAAAAGAUAUGAAGAUAGGACGAGGAAAAUAGUGAAAGAUUAAAAAAAAAACAGACAUAUCAAUCGGUAACUCCCCUUUGUCAUAAAACAAGGGGGAUGAUGUUGUCAUAAAGUAAGGCUAUGAGACGAAGAUAAUCUCGUCGGGUACGAGAUAACGAAAGCCAAAAUCGACGACCAUCGAGAUAAUAAGAUGAUGAUGACGAUAACAACGAUGACGAUGAUGAUGACGAUGAUAAUGACGAUGAUGAUGACGAUGAUGAUGAUGAUGAUGAUGAUGAUGAUGAUGAUGAUAACGACGAUGAGG
This is a messenger RNA of Vespa mandarinia (Asian giant hornet), 2967 nucleotides long. RefSeq names its product acetylcholinesterase. Gene Ontology annotation, cellular component: plasma membrane. Gene Ontology annotation, molecular function: acetylcholinesterase activity. The record is from RefSeq and is a predicted model, not a curated record. Gene Ontology annotation, biological process: acetylcholine catabolic process; choline metabolic process. Lineage: Eukaryota; Metazoa; Arthropoda; Insecta; Hymenoptera; Vespidae.